This is a messenger RNA of Bombyx mandarina (wild silkworm), 1907 nucleotides long. RefSeq lists its product as uncharacterized. Gene Ontology annotation, cellular component: nucleus. Lineage: Eukaryota; Metazoa; Arthropoda; Insecta; Lepidoptera; Bombycidae. The record is from RefSeq and is a predicted model, not a curated record. Gene Ontology annotation, biological process: regulation of transcription by RNA polymerase II. Gene Ontology annotation, molecular function: DNA-binding transcription factor activity, RNA polymerase II-specific; zinc ion binding; RNA polymerase II transcription regulatory region sequence-specific DNA binding.
GUUUAUAUUUCUGAAAAAUUUUAGUAAAAUGCAUUAAGCACAUAUGUAAUUAAGUAAAAGUACGGUACAUAGGUAACAUGUACACAAACGUUGUUUCUCUUAAACUAUAAAAUUGAAAAUCAUAAGUUUUAAAAUGUUGGAUAUCAAUUUGACUUGUCGUACUUGUAUGAAAGAAAAUGUAACUUUAAUUAAUUUGUAUGAAAAAGUGAAAGCAGAAGAAAAUAUUUCCAUGCAACUUAGUGAAAUGCUUCAGAAGUGUACAAAUACACGGAUGCAGGAAGGAGAUGGCCUCCCUCAAAAACUCUGUGACAAAUGUGUGAUGACAUUAAAAAUGAUUUACACAUUUCAAAAACAAGUAAUAAAAGCUGAAGAGGAGUUCAGAAAACUGUUAAGAAUUCAGCUCGAUGUGAAGCAUGAACUGCCCGAUGAUACUUACAGUUUAAAACUUGAGAAUGACCUUGAAUGUUACGCUACACAAAAUGAUUUUGGUUUAAAUAUAUUACCUAAAGAUGAAGACGGAGCAGACAAUAGUAACUUCAGCUUUUUAGAUAGUGAAUUUAAGGAUGAAUUUAAAAUACGAAAUUCUCCACCAAAAAAGAAAAAAAGGCAGACAUGUCUGCAUUGUCAGAAAGUAUUUUUCAAAAGGAAAGUAUAUGAAAAACAUAUUGGAGUAUGCAUAAAAAAAACAUUAGAUAUAAAGACUGAAAGUCAUUCUGAAAAUCAAGAAGUAUACCAGUGUCCGAACUGUGAUGUAUCAUAUUCGAAACACCGAUCUCUGGCCAUGCAUAUGAAGAAACAUAAAAACUCGAAUUUUCAGAGUUACAUCUGUAAUAUUUGUUCUAAAAGUUUUACAUAUAAACAUUUACUACGUAGACACAUGAAGAUUCAUGAACAAAAGAGGCAAUAUGAAUGUGGAGAGUGUCAUAAAUCAUUUGUAAGGAAAGACCAUUUGACUACCCAUGUAAUGAGUAAUCAUGGUGCUUUAAAACCUUACAUCUGUCCAAUAUGCAGAAAAGAUUUCCCUCAGCAGUGCAACUUAAAAGACCAUAUAAGAAUACAUACCGGUGAAACCCCAUUCUUGUGCUCGGAGUGCGGGAAGGGCUUUGCUAAUGUCUCUAAUCUACGGCAGCACGUGUUUCGUCACGCCGGAGUCAAACCAUUUACCUGCAACUCCUGUCCCAAAUCAUUCUGUACUAAAGGACAAUUGCAGUGUCACAUGUCAACCCACACGGGCCUGCGUCCUUACAAAUGUGAAGAGUGUGGCUCUGCGUUCACCAAGCCAGGCUCCUUGAAGAAACAUUUGAUAAUACACACUGGUAUAAAACCAUACGCCUGCGAAUCCUGCAACAGAAGGUUCACAUGCAAAGACCACCUGAAGCGGCACGAGCGCAUCCACACCGGGGAGAAGCCGUACCGCUGCACCAUGUGCGAGCGCGCCUUCACGCAGAGCAACGACCUGCUCAAGCACGUGCGCUCACACGUCGGACAGAACAUAUACCAGUGCACAAUUUGCGGGGACAAGUUCAGGUUGGCGAGAGAACUGAAACUGCACUAUCCAGUCCAUUUCGGAGGGCAUCAGCCCGAUGAUCAUCAGGGAAGCCAAUUGUCCGACCCAAAGGCGCAGGCAGCCGGAGAUAUCAGCGAAGUACCAAAGAAUGAUGACCCCGCCUACACAAUACUGAUACACAGUUGCAACCCCGGGGAUAUUAGCAUUAACGUCAACACCGACAAGAAUUAAACACAAAAUCAAACAAUCAAGAAAUUAUUUUUUGGGAAUUAUUUUUUCAUACAAUACGGAACUGAAACAAUUAACACAGUUUAUAAUCAGUCCAUGGAACAUGAACUUUGGAUACAGUGUAUUAGAACGAAGCCAACCGGAGACAACAGAGAAAAUCAGCCAUAGAAAA